UUUUAUUUUAAAUGUGCUGGAUAAUUUGCCUGUGUUUAUCGCAUCUCUGCUUUGAAGAAUUGAGAUGCCAUUCUGAGAGAGAGAGAGAGAGAAGCGCUGGGCGAAGUAGGGAAGAAUGUGGAGAAGAGUUUUAGGCGUCGUCUCACGGCGGCGUUAUUCUACAGAGCCAGAGCCAGAGCCAGAAAUCCCAAGCCUCUACUCUUUUCUACGGCCGUCGAUCUUCUCUCUUAGAACCGCCAACCCACCCUACUCCGCCGCACCAAAACCCAACGACGCCACCCAAAAAUCCCUAACCCAGGACCAAAAAUCCCAUCUUGAGUCCGCCCUUCAAGCCUCCCUCACUGCCCACAACACAGAUGAGGCCUGGAAGUCAUUCAAGGCUCUCUCCAGCCGCACUGCUUUCCCAAGUAAGUCCCUCACCAACUCUCUCAUCGCCCACCUCUCUUCCCUCUCUGACACCCUAAACCUCAAGAGGGCAUUUGCGUCUGUGGUGUUCUUGAUUGAGAAGAACCCAGAAUUGCUCCGCCAUGAAACUGUCGAAAUUUUGUUGGAUUCAAUGAGGAAUGCCAACACUGCUGCCCCUGCUUUUGCAUUGGUCAAGUGUAUGUUCAAGAAUCGAUUUUUCGUGCCGUUUAGUCUGUGGGGGAAUGCCCUUGUUGAUAUCAGUAGAAAAACUGGUAGCUUAGUUGCUUAUUUCCACAUAUUUAAUGAGAGUUGUAGGAUUGCCAUGGAUGAGAAGUUGGUGUUCUUGAAGCCUGAUUUGGCUGCAUGUAAUGCUGCUUUGGAGUGUUGUUGCCGCGAGCUCGAAUCAGUUAGUGAUGCCAAUAAGGUGGUGGAUACCAUGUCGAUUUUGGGUGUUAGGCCUGAUGAAUUCAGUUUUGGACUAUUGGCCUAUUUGUAUGCGAGAAAAGGGAUGAAAGAUGAAAUUCUCGAGUUAGAAGAUCUCGUGACUAGGUUUGGCUUCCCCGAUAGCAAGGUUGUUCUUAGUAGUUUGAUUAGUGGAUAUAUGAAGUCUGGUAGUUUGGAAUCUGUUUCUGCUACUAUUAUGCAUAAUUUAAGGGAAGGGGUUAGCGGAGAAGGUAUAGGUCUUGGUGAGGGAACUUAUACUGAAAUCGUGAGAGGAUUUCUUGAUAAUGGGGGAAUGAAGAACUUAGCUAGUUUAAUAGUUGAAACUCAAAAGCUGGAGUCUUCUUCGAUUGUGGUUGAGAAAUCAGUUGGAUACGGUGUAAUCAGUGCUUGUGUUAAUCUUGGGUUGUUGGAUAAGGCACACAGUGUUCUUGAAGAAAUGAAUAUUCAGGGCACUUGCUUUAGUCUUGGUGUAUAUAUCCCGAUACUGAACGCAUACUGCAAAGAGCGCAGAACGGUUGAAGCUACCCAAUUGGUUAUGGAAAUUAGUAGUUCAGGGUUCCGGCUGGAUGCUGGUAUGUACGAUGCUCUAAUAGAAGCUUCUAUGUCUUGCCAAGAUUUUCAAUCAGCUUUCUCGCUGUUCAGGGAUAUGAGGGAAGCGAGAAUAUCUGACCUCAAAGGAAGUUAUUUAACCAUAAUGACUGGUUUAACUGAGAGUCAUCGGCCUGAACUCAUGGUAUCUUUCUUGGACGAGGUUGUUGAAGACCCUCGAAUUGUAAUAGGUACUCACGACUGGAAUUCCAUCAUUCAUGCCUUCUGCAAGGCUGGGCGAAUGGAAGACGCGAGAAGAACCUUCAGGAGGAUGACCUUCCUCCGGUUUGAGCCAAACGAGCAAACAUAUCUCUCUUUAAUCAAUGGGUACGUGGCGGUGGAGAAGUACUUCAACGUUCUGAUGCUAUGGACUGAGGUCAAAAGAAAGAUUUCUGCCAAUGGGGAAAGAAGAUUCAAGUUAGACAAUAGCUUGGUGGACGCUUUCCUAUACGCUUUGGUGAAAGGGGGUUUCUUUGAUGCGGUGAUGCAAGUAGUGGAAAAAUCUCAAGAGGCGAAGAUAUUUGUGGAUAAAUGGAGGUACAAACAAGCUUUCAUGGAGAAACAUAAGAAACUCCGAGUGUCAAAGUUGAGAAGACGGAACUUUAGGAAAAUGGAAUCGCUGAUUGCUUUUAAGAAUUGGGCGGGCCUUAAUGCUUGAGAAGCCUUAUUUUCCUGCUCACUCGCUUUCAUUAUUUUUUUGUCGUAAAAAGCACCAAACAAAGAAAUAUUCCAGCAGAACUCUGGGGCUUAUUGCUCACAUUCAAUGAAGGCACUUGCUAUUAAAUGAUCAGAGAACUUACAAUUUACUUUCGUAUGCCAAUGAUAUGGAAACAUUUACUUGCAGCAGCUCUGUUGACUUGGCUUUGGAUAUGAUGCAUAUGACCUUGUGCCUGUUCUGUUAAUCAUUUAAGGUGGUGACUGGUGACUCCUUCGCUGUCUCUCAACUAGCAGUUUUUCUACCCUACAUCAAGUACCUGAAGGUCAUGUUGGGGUCUACUGGAGAGGAGGUGCCCUUUUAAGCACAAUAACAAAUCCAGAGUUUCCACCGUCGGACACGACUAAUCCCCUCACUGAAUUAUAGGCACCUCUAUUGGGUGGGACACCUGGCAUGGAGAUUUAAAGCUGCUCCAUACCCAAAGCCAAAGAUCAAACCCUUGACCUUUGGUUAAGGAUGGAUGAGUCCCUUUCCACUCAACCACACCCCCCAGGUGAGGGAUAUUCCAUGUGGAACAAAAGGAGGUGUAAAUGUGUAAUGAUUAAAUUUGAGAAAAUUGAAGUAUAACUCCAAGGUCUUGUUGAUCACAUCCAAAUUGGAGUAAAUUAUGACAACACAUGGAUAUAUGACAAAAUGGAUCAUGAAAUUAAUCAGUUCUGCAGCACCCACAGCCUUCAACAAGUUUAUAUUCAUAUGUUUGAUCAGAUUGACGAGAAAAUGAAAGAUGCUCUUCAGGCCGACUGAACACGUUAAUUAUCAGCAUACGUGUUACAAAACCAAGCAUCCUAGAAAGCAUAAGAAGAAACUUCCAACACAUGGAAGAGGAGCGCACUAUGGUCCGUUUUCACAUUCGGGUCGGGAAGAGUGAAAUGGGGCAAGGAAGUCCACAUUUUUGGGGAUAGAAGAAUGGGCAGCGGAACGAUGAGAAAAGCAUCGGAGGCGGGAGAGAAAAUGAGUACGCAUCAAUGUAUAGGAAGAAGGGGUUAACUCAAAGAUGAUUGAAUGCCCUUUUCUCCUUAUCAUUUUAGUACUAGAGCAAGCAUUUCUGUUCAAAAUUUUAAAAAUAAAAAUAAAAAAUCGGAGCUUUGACGGUUUGGGAUAUUAGGGUUUAA
Ipomoea nil (Japanese morning glory) is the source of this 3264-nucleotide messenger RNA. RefSeq names its product pentatricopeptide repeat-containing protein At1g69290. Bases 116 to 2095 code for a protein of 659 amino acids. The record is from RefSeq and is a predicted model, not a curated record. NCBI's taxonomy places the organism in Eukaryota, Viridiplantae, Streptophyta, Magnoliopsida, Solanales, Convolvulaceae. The transcript is spliced from 6 exons. Gene Ontology annotation, molecular function: protein binding.